Molecule: messenger RNA, 3862 nt
Organism: Anthonomus grandis grandis
Lineage: Eukaryota; Metazoa; Arthropoda; Insecta; Coleoptera; Curculionidae
Product: glycogen phosphorylase
Exons: 10
Coding region: 118-2673 (851 amino acids)
Biological process (GO): glycogen catabolic process
Cellular component (GO): cytoplasm
Molecular function (GO): glycogen phosphorylase activity; pyridoxal phosphate binding
Source: RefSeq, a predicted model, not a curated record
CAGCGAAGCCAAAACAAUAAUUUCAGUCCGUACAGUCGCCUUUGCCGGUAGUAGUCGAGACGGGAUAAAACGAGACUCGUUCCCAAAUUUUCCCGAUUUGUUGAAUCAAAAGUCGCAAUGUCGGCGCCCCAGAGCGACGUGGAGCGUAGGAAACAGAUUUCCGUAAGGGGGAUCGCAGAAAUCGACGACGUUAACGAAGUGAAGAAAACGUUUAACAGGCACGUCCACUACACUCUGGUGAAAGACAGGAAUGUGGCCACCACUAGGGAUUAUUACUUUGCCCUGGCUCAUACCGUUAGGGACCAUUUGGUAUCCAGGUGGAUCAGAACCCAGCAGUAUUAUUAUGAAACGGACCCAAAGAGAACUUACUAUCUAUCCCUGGAAUUCUACAUGGGAAGAACCCUAUCUAACACAAUGAUAAACCUUGGCAUCCAGUCUUCUUGUGACGAAGCUUUAUACCAUCUUGGCCUGGACAUCGAAGAAUUAGAAGAAAUGGAAGAGGAUGCGGGCCUUGGAAAUGGAGGUCUCGGUAGAUUAGCAGCGUGCUUUUUGGAUUCUAUGGCCACUUUAGGAAUGCCCGCUUACGGGUACGGUAUCCGUUACGAAUACGGAAUAUUCGCGCAACGUAUCAUCAAUGGGGAGCAACAAGAAGAGCCUGAUGAUUGGUUGAGGUUUGGUAACCCUUGGGAGAAAGCCCGACCCGAAUAUAUGUUGCCCGUUAACUUUUAUGGUAACGUUGUUGAUGGACCAAACGGUACUAAGAAAUGGGUUAAUACGCAAGUAGUUUUCGCCCUACCCUACGACAACCCCAUCCCUGGAUACAAGAAUAAUGUCGUAAAUACCUUGAGACUGUGGAGUGCCAAGAGUCCUGUAGACUUUAAUCUUAAAUUUUUCAACGACGGAGACUAUAUCCAAGCCGUCCUGGACAGAAACCUGGCCGAAAACAUCUCAAGAGUAUUGUACCCCAACGAUAACUGCUUCGAGGGCAAAGAACUACGUCUGAAACAAGAAUACUUCAUGGUAGCGGCAACCUUGCAAGACAUCAUCCGUAGAUUCAAGGCUGCCAAGUUUGGUACCAAGGCCGCCACUAGGAACAACUUUGACUCGUUCCCUGAUAAGGUAGCCAUUCAACUUAACGACACUCACCCUUCCAUGGCCAUUCCUGAACUAAUGCGACUCCUGGUGGACGUGGAAGGUCUCCCGUGGGAAAAAGCUUGGGAGAUCACCUGUAAAACUUGCGCCUAUACCAAUCACACGGUGUUGCCAGAGGCGCUGGAAAGAUGGCCGGUGAACAUGUUGCAAAACAUCCUGCCAAGACAUUUGGACAUUAUUUACAAGAUUAACCACCAUCACUUGGAGGAAGUGAAGAAGAGAUGGCCCGACGACUUCGACAGGCUGAGACGUAUGUCCCUGAUAGAAGAAGAUGGCGAGAAGCGGGUCAAUAUGGCCAAUCUGAGUAUCGUCGGCAGUCAUGCCGUUAAUGGGGUGGCCAGGAUACAUUCGGAAAUCAUUAAGGAUGACUUAUUCAAAGACUUUUACCAACUAUCCCCGGAAAAGUUCCAAAACAAAACCAACGGUAUCACCCCCAGAAGGUGGUUGCUUCUGUGCAACCCCAGUCUCAGCGACUUGAUCUCCGACAAGAUCGGCGAAGACUGGAUCGUUCAUCUGGAGCAGCUGCAGAAAUUGAAAGCGUUUGCUAAAGAUCCGAAUUUCCAGAGGGCGGUGAUGAAGGUGAAGCAGGAGAACAAGUUGCGACUCGCCCAAAUGCUGGAAAAAGACUACGGGGUGAAGGUGAAUCCCGCCUCGAUGUUCGAUAUUCAAGUGAAACGUAUCCACGAGUACAAGAGGCAACUGUUGAAUUGUUUGCAUAUUAUUACCAUGUAUAAUCGUAUUAAGAAGAAUCCGUCCGCCAAAUUUGUGCCUAGGACUGUGAUGAUCGGAGGGAAGGCUGCCCCCGGUUACUAUACUGCCAAGAAGAUCAUUAAGCUUAUUAAUUAUGUUGCAAAUGUGGUUAAUAAUGAUCCGAUUGUUGGCGAUAAACUUAAGGUAAUUUAUCUGGAAAACUACCGAGUGACUUUGGCUGAAAAAAUUAUGCCGGCAGCCGAUUUAUCCGAGCAAAUUUCGACUGCUGGUACGGAGGCUUCCGGUACCGGAAACAUGAAGUUCCAGUUGAACGGUGCCUUAACUAUCGGUACCCUGGACGGUGCCAAUGUGGAAAUGGCCGAGGAAAUGGGCAACGAGAACAUUUUCAUUUUUGGCAUGACCGUCGAAGAAGUGGAAGAGUUAAAGAAAAAAGGUUACAACGCCUACGACUACUACAACUCCAACCCAGAAAUAAAGCAAGUCGUCGACCAAAUCCAAAACGGUUUCUUCAGCCCGAAUAACCCGGACGAAUUUAAAGAUUUAGCAGAUAUUUUGCUGAAAUACGACCGGUUCUAUCUCUUGGCCGAUUACGAGUCUUAUAUCAAAAAGCAGGAUGAAGUCAGUGCAACUUAUCAGAAUCAAGCGAAGUGGCUGGAAAUGGCCAUAAUGAACAUCGCCACAUCAGGAAAGUUCUCCAGUGACCGAACCAUUAUUGAAUACGGUCGGGAGAUUUGGGGAGUCGAACCCAACUACAAGAAACUUCCGGAUCCGUCUGUGCCAAGAGAAUUAGCUUUAAAGGAUGACAAAUAGGAUUAGUUUUAUAGGUAUCUACGUUACAAUUGCUUUAUAUAUAUAUGGUAGGAACAAGUUGAUGAGUACUUUAUGAUUAUAAUAAUUAUUAAAUUGAAUGCGAGUUGCUACUCUAUAUUAGUAUUUUAGAUUUGUUAGAGACCCAAUCAAGUAGCUGUUUAAUUUUAUGUCGACGUUCUGACUUUUAUUUAAAGGUUCAUCCUCAUAAGAAAAAUUGGUCCAGAGUGAAAGAAUUCAAAAAAAGUAUAACUAUAAGAGAAGGAAAAAAACAUUACAAAACUAUGUAUGAGGUAGCGGACGCAAAUAUAGCCCAGUUAAGGUUAAAAUGUCAUUGAAAACUUGACUUUGGCUUUAUAAUAAUUGUUGCUCUAGGUCGGACUUUCUUUUUAUCGACAGGUGUGGGUAAAAGCUCUUUUAAACAAGUGAAGAUUCUAAAGGAGUUGCUUUGGUUUUAGAUCUAAGAGUAGCCCAUGGUAUAUUUUCAUCAUUAGAAGAUUCCAAGGGCUCUUAACGGUGAACAUACAUUGCAUUCAGUACAUAACAAAUAAAUAAACGUUUAUUUGCCAAUAUAAAGAUAUCUAGAAAUUUCAUCAACAUAAGAGGGCAAUAAAACGGACCCUCACGUAAGCUGCACUAAUUUACCACUUGUUUGUGAAAUUCUUGACAAGAAUGGUUUUAUGGUGAAAUUGAUUUUUUUUAAGAUUCUGUAGUGCCCUGAGGGUGACUUAAUAUAGCCAAAACGUCGACAUAACAGAUUCUUGGUUCAAUUCAAUUAGCUGUCGUCUAAAAUUUAUUUUUGAAAGUUUUAAUAAACAAUUAUUAAAAUCAUUUCUUCUUUAUUGUCCUUAAUUUUUUUUCUUAAAUAUCUACGCAUCGAUCUAGUCCGUACAAUUUUGUAGUUUUUAGACAUUUCGCACACUUAUUGUUAAACCUUUUAAAAUAUUUUAUGGCGGCUGUCGUCUGAUGAUUGUUUUUUUUUGUUAAAAAUCUACAAAACAGAUGUUUAUUUUCUUAUAAAAAAGUCUUAACAUAUAUUAAAUAUGAACAAAUUUUAAUAAAAAUUGAAUUAUAUUCAUAUAAAGAGUUUAUUAUAGAAUUUUUUUAUUAACUUAAAGUUAAGGUAUGAAUUAUAGUUUUUAAAAUACUCAAGUGUUUUGAUGCAUGUUAAAUAAAAUAAUCUUUACUUAAA